UCAGACAUAAAAAACAAAAAAAACAAAAACGAGUGUCUUAAAUAGUUGAGUUUUAUCAGAUUUUAUUCCUAAAUUAUAAGGCUAUUACAUGAUAAUUGUAAUUAAAUUGUGAUUAUAGGACUAAAUUCAUUUUGAGAUACAUUUGGUAAUGCUGGGAGUAGGCCAAUUUAUUAUUUACUUCGGCAGACUACACAGCAACGGAAUUGAUCAACGACUGACUCGCUGGUUUACUUUUCGUCAUCGCGUUUCGGGAACGGGCGUAACUAACGUUCCAGGCCGCCUGCGUAUGCGAUCCAACACCGAUCGCCUGAUCUAAUCGGUAACGGACAAACAGGGAUGCAGGUUUGAGAGAGAAACGUUACCGAAUACAGAGAGGCCGGUGUGCAGCAAUAAACAGACUAUCGCUCUCUAUCGCCAUGCGGACGGAAUUCUAGGGGCUGCAGUACUGCUGUCCUGUCAGCUGUUUUUGUCUGAGCAUCACCGUGAGGGCAAAAGAGAUAGGCUAACCGGAGCCACGGACCCCACCGAACGGCAGACCGAGGCUAUAGGAUGGAGUUUAAGCAGCUGGUGGAGGCGGCGGAGAAAUGGUGCUCCGGAAACCCCUUCGACUUGAUUUUUGCCGAAGAGGAGGAUGAGCGGCGACUUGACUUCUACGCAGAGCCCGGGAUCUCCUUCUAUGUGCUCUGUCCCGACAAUUUGACAGGCGGCACCGACAAUUUCCAUGUGUGGAGUGAGAGUGAGGACUGCCUGCCCUUCCUGCAGCUAGCCCAGGACUACAUCUCCUCCUGUGGGAAGAAGACUCUCCUGGAAGUUCUUGAGAAAGUCUUCACAUCCUUCAGACCUCUCCUGGGACUUCCUGACAUAGAUGAGGACAGCUUUGAGCAGUACCAUGCCAACGUGGAGGAGGAACCAGAGACGGACCACCAGCAAAUGGGAGUCAGCAGUCAGCAGUGAUGCCCCAAGAUAAAGGCCCCGGCUGGGCUACCAGAGCCACCCGUGCCCCAGGCCUCUCUUCUCCAGCACUGACACACAGGCCCACAUUGUUCCAACUUCACCCUAAUUUACAAACACCAAAGCAAAAUAUACACAGACAGCCACACACACACACUCAAAUACACACACAUUUCAGCUUGUUGAAGUGCACUUGCGUUCUUAAAGGUCUCAACAGCUUUGCUUCUCAAAUAGUGGACUCUCAGUAGUCACUAUUAUUAUUAUUAUUAUUAUCAGUCUCAACCAGGCUAGUUACACGGUCAUGCAAUACAUCACUCACUUAAACACCUGGUCUUAAAAGUGAAUGCCUAUAUGGGGCAGCUAUUCUUUUCUGCCCUACAUGUGUUGACGUAUGAUGACAAAAGAAGAAAAAAAGACAGAAAAAUUACACAAGACAGGUCUAUGAAUGUGAAGUGUAGAAUGUUUCAAAUGAAGCUGGAUCACGUUGUUUCAAGAUUCUUCACUUCUUAAGAAUGUUAAGAAUGGAGUUAAGAAUGGAGUGACAGAAGUGUAAUGUGGUGCAGAGGUAGCGAAGCACACAUCAGAUAGAGAGAGAGAGAUUUCCGAUAGAGUCUCUGUCAGUGGAUAGACUGUCCAACUUUGUAGUGUGAUUUAUAUCUUGUCAGUGUUUGACAUUGUUAAUUAAGUGUGGUCAAGCCUUCACCAAACACACACACUACUGAGACAAGAACGGGUUCUAUUAAUGGAGCUAAGAGUCGGAUUUAAGUCGAAAACACAUUUACCUCUAGCAAGCAUGUCACACACGGCACCACCAUGAAUGCAGCCUUCCUUUGCCUCCCAGCCCUUCCCAAUUCCUCAACUUUUCCCAUGGAAACCAAAGGUGGACUCCCCUCCACCCCUGCAGCUCUUGUUGAUGGACGCUGUUGACCUUUGACCUGUCAUCAAAUAUGGUCUGGCCUCAUCAACUGGUUUUCUCUCCACACCUUCCUCAGUCUUCCUGCUUAUGUGCCGUCUGUAGAACAAUCCCACAGAUGCCCUGACUUGAUCUUAAGUCAGUUUUUUGGGGGGCAUUGACAGCCUUAGUUCUGACAAUUGGACUUUGGGAGACAAGCAGUUCCUAGGUCAGUGUCUAAGAAUAAUUGCUGAGGUCUACUCUGAGACCAGCUAUAGCUCCCCCCACCUCUAUUCUCUCAUUACGCCCCUCCUCCUCCUCUCUCUCCCUCUCUUUGUCUUUCUCUCUAACUCUCUGUUUGGUUUGUUUAUAACUUAAGGUAGAGGUUGCCCUGAACCACAGACAUGAGAUCAGAUUACUGUAGAACUAUUGUUGACCUUAUCCUUCAUGGGCAUGAACAAUUACCUGGCCCUGUGCCUGUGUUAAGGGCCUACCUCCUCCGUUGUGAUUAUCGUUGAGUGUAUGUGACACGACCACUACCACUGCUAUGCUUUUGCCCCUGUAGCCUUCCGCCACCUGAUUCUGCAACACUCGUAACUAACUUUGACUAUUAAUAGCCUUCCUUGGCCUCUAAAUAUGUUUGUCUUGUUUGUUAUUUAUUUUAUUUUAUUGUUUAUGGUUAUUUAAAGUAUUCAUAUGAUCGGUGUUUUAUGUUUGUCCUAAUAUGUGUGUGAAAGUAUUAAAUAAAAUGUGGUGAAGGGUGUGCGGAGUCUGA
This is a messenger RNA of Hypomesus transpacificus, 2618 nucleotides long. It is a transcript of the gene mturn, whose product is annotated as maturin, neural progenitor differentiation regulator homolog (Xenopus). Gene Ontology annotation, cellular component: cytoplasm. Bases 550 to 954 code for a protein of 134 amino acids. NCBI's taxonomy places the organism in Eukaryota, Metazoa, Chordata, Actinopteri, Osmeriformes, Osmeridae. The record is from RefSeq and is a predicted model, not a curated record. Gene Ontology annotation, biological process: positive regulation of megakaryocyte differentiation; regulation of signaling. The transcript has 3 exons.